This is a messenger RNA of Mauremys mutica (yellowpond turtle), 806 nucleotides long. RefSeq names its product unconventional myosin-Vb-like. Gene Ontology annotation, molecular function: microfilament motor activity; actin filament binding; ATP binding. Lineage: Eukaryota; Metazoa; Chordata; Testudines; Geoemydidae. Bases 84 to 806 code for a protein of 240 amino acids. Gene Ontology annotation, cellular component: cytoplasm; vesicle; actin cytoskeleton. Gene Ontology annotation, biological process: vesicle transport along actin filament; actin filament organization. The transcript has 6 exons. The record is from RefSeq and is a predicted model, not a curated record.
GGCGCGCGCUCCGCCCGCCCCAUAAGCGCCCUGGGCAGCCCGGCUGCAGGCUCCUUGCACCGGCUGCUCCGGGGCCCCUCGCCAUGGCUGCCGCGGAGCUGUACGCGCAGGGCACCCGGGUGUGGAUCCCUGACUGCCUGGAAGUCUGGAAAUCUGCAGAACUAACCAGGGGCUACGAGGAAGGAGACAGCUUCCUCCAUCUCCGCCUGGAAGAUGGCUCGGAAUCGACCUUCCCCCUCGACCCCCGGUGCCCCCAGCUGCCCUUCCUGCGCAACCCCGACUACCUGUCAAGAGAGAACGACCUGGUGGCGCUGAGCUACCUCCACGAGCCGGCCGUGCUGCACACGCUCCGGACUCGCUUUCUGGAGACCAACACCAUCUACACCUACUGCGGUAUCAUCCUCGUCGCCAUUAACCCUUACAAGCAGCUGCCCAUCUACGAGGAGCUGGUUAUCUACGCCUACAGUGGCCAGAACAUGGGUGACAUAGACCCCCACAUCUUCGCCGUGGCCGAGGACGCGUACAAGCAGAUGUGCAGGAACAACGAGAACCAGUCGCUGAUCAUCAGCGGCGAGUCGGGUGCUGGCAAGACGGCGUCGGCCAAAUAUGCCAUGCGGUACUUUGCCCUGGUCGGGGGAUCCCUGGGUGACUCCAGCAUGGAGGAGAAGGUGCUGGCCUCGAGCCCCAUCAUGGAGGAAUGCCCUCAGGAGGCAGUGGGGCUGGAUUCUGCUGGAGGGCUGGCAGCUCCCCUGCAGCAGGACCGCCCUGAGGGCAGAGGUGCUGAGCUCCCCACGGAUGUAGGGUGA